Messenger RNA from Naumovozyma castellii, 3453 nucleotides. RefSeq names its product protein kinase C (gene PKC1). The transcript has a single exon. The coding region runs from base 1 to 3453 and encodes 1150 amino acids. The record is from RefSeq and is a predicted model, not a curated record. Lineage: Eukaryota; Fungi; Ascomycota; Saccharomycetes; Saccharomycetales; Saccharomycetaceae.
AUGGAUAUGUAUUCCAAUGUGGAACAGGAUAUUCAGCGGAAAAUCGCUGUUGAACAAAACAUCAUUCAGGGUGCUACCAACUUGAAGAAAAAGACAGAUAAUGUGAUGGUAAUUCAAAGAUGUAACACCAACAUUAGAGAAGCCAGGCAGAAUAUUGAGUAUUUAGAAGAUACACUAAGAAAAUUGCAUAUUGGUGAAAACGGGCAAGUUGAAGGGACUGAUGAUUCGAAAAAGAAAAAUGGAAAACAGGAGUAUGGUGUGCUAUCGACCAUUUCCCCUAAUGAACAUAUAUUUUCUCGUCUUGAUCUAACAAAGUAUGACUGUCCCUCUUUAUCUCAAAGGAUUCAGUAUAUGCUGCAGCAAUUGGAAUUCAAACUACAAGUGGAGAAGCAAUAUAGAGAAGCAAAUACUAAGUUGACGAAAUUGUAUAGGAUUGAUGGUGACCAACGUAGCAGCUCAGCUGCCGAAGGGGGGGUUUUUGAAUCUAAGCACCGUAUUCAAUUACUCACCAAGGCAUUGAAAAAAUAUCAAGCUAUCAACGUUGAUUUGGAUCAAUUUAAACACCACGACAAUGAUGCAUUGAACAAUAAUCAAUCCAAAUUCAGAAGAAAACAGUUGACAGGUACACUAACUAUCGGUGUUACUGCUGUUAGAGAUGUAGACCAUAUUCAAUCCCCAAUGUUUGCUAGAUCUCCAGAGAGUUAUAUUACUUUCAAGAUCGAUGAUACCAUAAAGGCUAGAACCAGACCAUCAAGGAAUGAUAGAUGGCAUGAAGAAUUCAAUAUUCAAAUAGACAAAGGGAAUGAAAUUGAAAUUACCGUCUAUGACAAGGUUAAUGAUACGAUGACACCAGUGGCCAUAAUGUGGCUUCUUUUGUCUGAUAUUGCUGAAGAAAUUCGUAAAAAGAAAGUAGGUCAAACGACAGGACAACAAGGUUGGAUUAAUGCCUCAGAAAGAAAUUUUAGUUCCACCUCGAAGGGCCUUCCAUCUAGUCAAGAGAAGGGGUACGAUUCUGCCGAAGCUCCUUCAACUGCUUCAACUGAUAGAACUGCGGUCGCCAGAUCCCCUGUGACUACAAAUCAAAUUACAACAGACCAAUGGUUUGUUCUGGAACCAACGGGCCAAAUUUUACUUACAUUAGGUUUCCAUAAAUCAAACCAAGUGCAGAGAAAGAGUGUAAUGGGUGGGUUACAUCGUCAUGGUGCGAUUAUUAAUAGAAAUGAAGAGGUAUUUGAACAACAUGGUCAUCAUUUCGUCCAAAAAUCGUUUUAUAAUAUUAUGUGUUGCGCAUACUGUGGUGAAUUCUUAAGAUACUCUGGGUUUCAAUGUGAAGAUUGUAAAUUUCUAUGUCACAAGAAGUGUUAUACAAAUGUUGUUACCAAAUGUAUCGCUAAAGUCUCAACUGAGACUGAUCCUGAUGAAGCAAAAUUGAAUCAUCGUAUUCCACAUAGAUUUGAACCCACCUCUAACCGUGGUACAAAAUGGUGCUGCCACUGUGGUUAUAUCUUACCCUGGGGUAAGCACAAGGUUCGUAAAUGUAGUGAAUGUGGUAUCAUGUGUCAUGCUCAAUGUGCACAUUUAGUCCCUGAUUUCUGUGGUAUGUCCAUGGAGAUGGCUAAUCAAAUCUUAAAAACAAUUCAAGAUGCUCAACGUACACAAGAAAAGAAGAAAAGACUAUCUGCGUCCGAAGCAGCAUCUACCGGGCAUUCCCCCAGAAGAUAUGGGAAGAAGAAUAUUGGACGUUUACAAGAGGCUCAUGAAACGUUCCCUACUGCUCCAGUUGCUACAAACAAGUACACUCCUGUUUCUGCUGAGGUUACAAAACAGCAGUCACCACAAAAAACUGAAGUGGAAGAGGAGAAACCAGCUUACGGUAAUCAAGUGGUCGCAACAGAUAGAUUAAAUGCAUUUAUAGACAAUAACGAAGCCUAUUUGAAUUUUACAGAGAGUGUCAAAACAGAUGUAUCAUCAGAGCUUGACACAUCAUCGCGUACUUUAGAUCCAACAUUUAAAUAUCCAACUAACUCAACUGAAGAGGAACUAAAUGAUACCUCGGAAGUUAGAGAUGACAGGAUGCAAUGGGAGUUGGAGAACGAGCAGGCUAAUGCAGGAUAUAUCCGUAAAGAGGAAUUCAUGUCGAAGCAAGCUCUAGAGUUGAAUACGAGGAGAAGCCAUUCGGAAGAAGAACCAACGGACACGAACAUGGGCAUCACCCAAAUCCCUAUACUAGAAACUGACUCCAGAGAUGCGGAUAUGACCAUUGAUACCCAACAUUCAAACCCAUUCCGUGAUAUGGAUACUGAGAGAUUCUUGCAUGAACAAGAAGUAUCCAAGGAGAUAAUUCAAACACCAAAUGCAAUAACAACUGUAGAAUCCGGAAUCGCUAAGGAGGUGUCACCACAAAAGUCUCAACACUCGAAACAUAAAAAAAGAAAUUCCAAACGUCGCAAGGUUUCUCUGGACAAUUUCAUAUUAUUGAAAGUUCUCGGUAAAGGUAACUUCGGGAAAGUCAUUCUAUCAAGAUCGAAGAAUACAGGUAGAUUAUGUGCUAUCAAAGUUUUGAAGAAGGACAACAUUAUUCAAAAUCACGACAUUGAGAGCGCAAGAGCAGAAAAGAAGGUGUUCCUCUUAGCAACAAAGACAAAACAUCCUUUCUUAACAAACUUGUACUGUUCAUUCCAAACCGAAAACAGAAUAUAUUUUGCAAUGGAAUUUAUCGGAGGUGGUGAUUUGAUGUGGCAUGUCCAAAAUCAAAGACUCUCGGUUAGAAGGGCUAAAUUUUAUGCUGCAGAAGUUUUAUUGGCAUUAAAAUAUUUCCAUGAUAACGGUGUUAUAUAUCGUGAUUUGAAGUUGGAAAACAUUUUAUUGACACCUCAAGGCCACAUAAAGAUUGCAGAUUAUGGUCUUUGUAAAGAUGAGAUGUGGUAUAACAAUAAGACAUCAACAUUCUGUGGGACGCCAGAGUUUAUGGCACCAGAAAUUUUAAAGGAACAAGGAUAUACGAGAGCUGUGGACUGGUGGGCUUUUGGUGUCUUAUUAUACCAAAUGUUACUAUGUCAGUCUCCAUUUUCCGGUGACGAUGAAGAUGAAGUAUUUAACGCUAUUUUGACCGAUGAACCUUUAUAUCCAAUCGACAUGGCCGGUGAUAUUGUUCAAAUAUUUCAAGGUUUGUUGACCAAAGACCCUGAAAACCGUCUAGGUGCUGGUCAACGAGAUGCAUUAGAAGUUAUGGAGGAACCAUUCUUCCGCAAUAUCAACUUUGAAGAUAUUUUGAAUUUACGCGUGCAACCCCCAUAUGUUCCUGAAAUCAAGUCACCAGAAGAUACUUCCUACUUUGAGCACGAAUUUACGUCAGCUCCACCUACUCUAACUCCUCUACCAUCCAUAUUAACUACAACACAACAAGAAGAGUUCCGUGGAUUCUCGUUUAUGCCAGAUGAUCUGGAACUGUAA